This is a messenger RNA of Pseudonaja textilis, 2028 nucleotides long. Lineage: Eukaryota; Metazoa; Chordata; Lepidosauria; Squamata; Elapidae. The record is from RefSeq and is a predicted model, not a curated record.
AUGACUGGGCUGCCUCUCCUGCUUCUGCUCUUCUGCCUCUUUCCUCCAACUACUGCUAAGAGGAGGCAAACUGUAUGUGUGUUGAGGAAAUUGUUGGAGCCUAAUGCAAGACAGAACUAUUACAGACCUGGUGAAUUCAUUAUUGGUGGGAAUUUACCCUUGGGAACACUUAUGUCUUCCAGUGUCCUUGAUUUUCAGGAGGAUCCGCUCCAUCUUAGUAGUUAUCUUUUACCUAUACUCACGAAGUAUCAGCAGUUCUUUGCCUUAGUAUUUGCUAUCACAGAGAUCAACAAAGAUUUGGUUCUCCUCCCCAACAUCACACUUGGCUUCCAGAUUUGUGACAAUUUUCAGAUUGAGAUGUGGAUUUUCUUAAUCAGCCUCUCCUUUCUCUCCACAAGAGGUCAAACAAUUCCAGGUUAUAAAUGUGACAGGCAGGACCCUCUGCUCUCUGUCAUUGGAGGUGAUAACCCCAAAUCCUCAAGGCAGAUGGCCUCCAUCUUCAACAUCUACAAGGUUCCACAGUGGAACUGGGUUGGGCUGGUGACCUCUGAAGAUGACACUGGGGAAUAUUUCGUCUCAACUCUGAUGCCAAUGCUGAAGGAGAAGGAGAUUUGCCUCGCCUUCAAUGAAAGAAUUGCUGAUGAAUUUAAUGUUAUAUUUAAUAAAUUAAUGAACCACAUUUUGUUGAAAGCUGAAGUUAUUAUUCAGUUUGGAGACUCCUCUGAUAUAGCAAAAUUUUGGACAGUUCUGAAUGAUUGUGUAAUAUAUACAAAGAUACUUGCCAAUUUGAGGACUAUCCACUUCAACAAUAGUGCUGGAGAUGAAGUCUCCUUCUCACAAAAUGGACUGCGAACUGCUCGAUAUGAUAUUGUCAACUGGGUUGUCCACCCCAAUAAGUCUUUAGUGUCUGUGAAAGUUGGUCAAAAGGAUCCCAGGGCUGCCGCAGGCCAGGAUUUCAACAUUAACUCUGAUGCGAUCACCUGGGCUCCAAAGAAGGUGCCCUUUGCCAGGUGUGGGAAGAAGAGGUGUCAGGCAGGAGAGAGGAGAAGAGUUCCAGAGGGCGAACCAGUUUGCUGCUAUCAAUGUGCUCCUUGUCCAGAAGGAACUAUCUCAAAUCAGACAGAUGCAGCCCACUGUGAGCCCUGCCCUGAAGACCAAUAUCCCAACAAGCAGAAGGACCACUGCAUUGCCAAGAAGAUCCACUUCCUUGCCUAUAGAGAGACCCUGGGAUAUGCCUUAGUUUCUCUGUCUCUUUUCCUUUCUCUGAUCACAACUGCUGUCCUGGUGAUUUUCUGUAAACAUCAUGACACACCGAUUGUCAAGGCCAACAACCGAAAUCUCACAUACAUCCUCCUGGUCUCCCUCCUGCUCUGCUUCCUCUGCUCCUUUCUCUUCAUUGGUCAACCUGGGAAGUUCACUUGUCUCUUCCGACAAGCUGCCUUUGCCAUUCUCUUCUCCUUUGCAGUUUCCUCUGUGUUGGCAAAAACUGUCAUGGUGGUUCUGGCCUUUAUGGCUACAAAGCCAGGGAAUAGGACAAAGAACCUCUUAGGAAAACCUCUGACCAAUUCCAUUGUCAUAGCCUGUCCUCUGAUCCAAGUAAUUCUUUGUGCCAUCUGGCUGAUCACCUCUCCCCCAUUUCCCAACAUGGACUUCCACUCCUUGGAAGCAGAGAUCAUCUUGGAAUGUCAGGAAGGCUCAGCUUCCAUGUUUUACACAGUCCUGGCUUAUCUGGGUUUUCUGGCCCUCAUCAGUUUUAUCGUGGCCUUUCUGGCUAGGAAAUUGCCUGAUAGCUUUAAUGAAGCCAAGUUCAUUACUUUUAGUAUGCUGGUCUUUUGCAGUGUUUGGAUUACCUUCCUCCCCACCUAUCUGAGCACCAAAGGGAAGUCCAUGGUGGCUGUGGAGAUCUUCUCCAUCUUGGCCUCUGGGGCUGGCCUCUUGGCUUGCAUCUUUCCCCCCAAAUGCUACAUUAUCCUAGUCAGGCCUGAACUGAAUUGUAAAGAGAAUAUAAUGAGGCACAGAAAUCUCUGA